UUUGACAUUCCAAUCUUCUUCAAAUCUAGACAUUUUUAUAUAAAGGAUGAUUCUUCAUCAAGAGAAAUACAAAUACCAGUGUUCAUAGCAAGAUUCAUCAGAGAGAGAGAGAGAGAGAUGGCUGCCCUGUCGGACAAGCAAGCGGAGGCUUACAUCGAUGCGAGGCCGAAAUAUCCGAUGGAUUGGUACAGAAAGCUCGCGGCCAGAACGCUCGAGCACAAGGUGGCUUGGGACGUCGGAUGCGGCAACGGCCAGGCCGCCGUCGGGGUGGCUGAAUACUACGACAAGGUCGUGGCAACAGACAUUAACGAGUUACAGCUCAAGAGAUCGUUCAAACAUCCGAAAGUGACUUACCGUCAUACUCCAGCUUCCAUGUCCGAUGACGAGCUGGUCGCUCUCGUCGGCGGCGAAAACUCCGUGGAUCUUAUCGUGGCCGCUCAGGCCGUACACUAUUUCGACACGGUUAGAUUCUACAACGUAGCAAAACGCGUUCUUCGCAAACAGGGCGGCUUAAUCGCGGUUUGGGUCUACAACGACCUCAUAAUCACGCCCGAGGUUGACCGCAUCAUGAAGCGUUUGGUGGAUUCCACGUUUCCGUUCAGGACGCCGAUAAUGAAUCUGGCGUUUGACGGAUACAAAACGCUGCCGUUCCCGUUCGAGAGCGUGGGGAUGGGGUCGGAGGGGAAGCCGAUAGCUCUGGACAUUCCGCAUAAGCUUUCGCUCAAAGGGUUUGUGGGUUUUUUGAGAUCGUGGCAGCCUGCGGUGAAGGCCAAGGAACAAGGGGUCGAGCUAAUAACCGAAGAUUUGAUCAAGCAGUUCGAGGACGCGUGGGGGGACGAUGAACCGGUCAGGAAUGUGUUCUACAAGGGUCACAUGAUCGUCGGGAAAGUUCCGGUCUCGGAGCAGAGAAAGCGACCGUGUGAAUCUGGCUGUGCCUGCACGACAUUGAACGACUGUAACAAGUCAGUUGUCGUGGCAUCAGUGACUGCAGCUGCAUUUGCUGGAUUGGCGGCCUAUUGUGCUUAUCAGGCGAGGAAGAACACUUAAUUAUACAUAUAUAUGUAUAUAUAUAUAUGUAUGUCUUGACGAUGUGUUAGAAUUCGAGUGGUGUCUGUUCAACUCCAAGCGUUUUCUUUUUUUUUUCUUCUUCUUUGUUCGCUUUCUUAUUUUCUUUCUAUUGAAAAAAUAAAGUUUAUAUUA
Tarenaya hassleriana is the source of this 1200-nucleotide messenger RNA. RefSeq lists its product as uncharacterized. The transcript has 3 exons. Lineage: Eukaryota; Viridiplantae; Streptophyta; Magnoliopsida; Brassicales; Cleomaceae. Gene Ontology annotation, molecular function: S-adenosylmethionine-dependent methyltransferase activity. The record is from RefSeq and is a predicted model, not a curated record. Bases 118 to 1047 code for a protein of 309 amino acids.